Molecule: messenger RNA, 660 nt
Organism: Anthostomella pinea
Lineage: Eukaryota; Fungi; Ascomycota; Sordariomycetes; Xylariales; Xylariaceae
Source: the annotation of a GenBank genome assembly
AUGCCAAAGAAGAUAGAUCACGGCCCUCCGACACGACAGUCUACCCGCCUCUCUCAACAGAAAGACAUCAACGAAUGGACGCCAGGAGAAACGAGUCCCAAGACCGAAGAGUUAGACAAAGACGUCCUCAUUACACCCUCGAGCCCAGCGCCAGAAGAGCCCGCUCAAGCCCUUAGCAACCUAGAGCCAGAAAAGCCUGUUGCCCCUCAUCGCGACUCAGAGCAAGAAACACCUGUCACUAGCAGCGAAGUCAAAGAAUCCGAUUACGAUUCUGUUAUUAAGAACUUUGAGGUCCAUUCAAAGCCCAAGGUAUUCCAUAAAAACUCUGCUACAAUUUCCCCCUUUUCCCAGCCGCCCGAUAUGCCUGAGGACAACCUCAACCCUACACUCCAGCAGCUAAUGGCUGAGAUCGCCUCCCUAAAGGCCCAAGUCAGCGCUGGAACCCACAAUGACAACGACCGCCGCUCUCGCGAGAUCACACCCGCGAACAGUGCCUUUGGCGGCACCGACUUCAAGCCCACCGGGUUUGCGGCCCUUCCCGCGUUUGUGCCUUUUGGCCAAGACCAGGAUGCCCGCAACCCCCACUAUGAUAAAAAAGCUAGAGAGUCCCGACACGAACCUGGCAUGUUCGCCAGAGAAAAGGACCUCUUUAACAAAUAG